AUGAAUGAAAGAAGUAAAAUAAAAUUUACUGACUACAUAAAUUUUAUAAGGAAAAAAAAAAAUUAUGAAAACAAUAAUUUAAUUAAAAAUUAUAAUGAAAUAAAUAGUUUCAAUUUAAAAAAUAGUAGUUAUAUAAGUAAUAAUUUAAAUCAUUAUAUAAAAAAUUUAUGCAAAUGCAAAAUGGAUAUGAAAGAUAAAAAAAAAAGUAUUUAUUUUUAUAAAGACAGACAAGAAGAAAGUAUAGAAAUAAGUUCUCAAGAGAAUAAUUUAAAUAUAUAUCAAAAGAGUAACGAGUUUUCCUAUGGUUUCAAUAAUCAAAAUAUAAAUAAAGGAAAUUUCUUAAAAAAAAAAAGCACAUUAUAUGAUAAUAGUUCAAAAAAUUCCUUUUUUUAUGAAAUAGAAAAUUCUGAAAAAAGUCAAAAUGAUUAUUCAAAUUUUGAAAAUGAAAAGGAAAAAAACAAUUUAUCAAGAAAAUCUUUUUAUUCCAUUUAUGAUUAUACUGAUGAGAAUGAUGAAAGUGAUUAUCAAAUUAUAAAAAAGAAUAAAAAAAACAAUAUACUUCACGAAAAAGGUUGCAAUACAUGCUACAAUGAUAACGUGUUAGAAGAUGUUUAUGAUGAUAAUUAUUAUAUGCACAUUUAUGAUACUGAUAAUCUUAAAAGCAACAAUUUGAUAACGAAAAGUAGUAAUAAAAAUAUAAAUAAAAAUAAAAACAAAGAUGCAAAUAUAAAUAGAAAUAAAUACUUCAAUAGAAAAAAAUACAAUAGAAAAAAGAAAAUUAGAAAAGAACUUAUAAAUAAAAUAGAUUAUUUAGUGAAAUGCUAUAAAAUAUAUAAUGCAAAAGUAAAGUUUCAUUACGUAGGUAUUAUCACAAUUUUGAAAAAAUACAUAUAUGUUAUAAAAAAUAAUAACAUUUUAUUUUUUAAAAAAAAAUUAAAUAACAAGAAAAUCCCUUUAAUUAGUAAAAUUAAAAAAAAAUACGAUAGUUGCUGCACAUUUUAUUUUAUACAAAAAAAGUAUUUAUAUAAUAUUGAAACAAAACAUAAAAGAAAUAGAUGUUCUUUCUUAAGAUAUUUAUAUCUUUGUAAACUAAAAAAAAAACUACAAAAUUAUUAUAGACAUAGAAAAUUAGAAAGAAAAUUUUUUUUUAAAAAUUUAAUGAAAUUAAUAAAUAGUCAAAUAAAAAAAAAUUAUUUUUUUAAUGAAUACAUAGAUUGCGGAUUGAAAGAUGAAUUUAACAAAAAUAAAAGUAUAAUUAAUAAGAAACAUAGUUCUAAUGAGCAUGCAAUAAAAAAAUAUCUCAUGUAUUGUUUUCAAAAUAAUACACAUUUUAGAGAAUCAUUAGAUAAUGAAAAAUCUUGUAAGAAAAUCAGUAAAUAUAAAAAAUAUACAAAUAAUGAAAAUAAAAAUUACGAAAAAAAAAAAAAAGAUAUAAAGAAAAAGAAAAAAGAAAGUUGUAUUGAUCUCGAGACUAAAAUGAAAGAUAUGUAUAAAAAAGAAAAAAAUAUUAAACAAAACAGUAUAACAAAAAAUGUAUGUGAUAAUAAAAAAGAAAAGGAAAAAUUUGAUAUUUGUGUAGAUUGUGGGCAAUUGUAUAUGAAUUUUGUAAAAGAAGCAAAUCAUUUCAAUAAUUUUAAAAAUGGUAAGUUAUCAAGUGAUAUAAAUAUUAUUAAAAAAGUUAUAUUAUCAAAAAAAGGAAAAAACGAGAAUUAUAUUGACAAUGAUAAGGGAAGUAACAAUAAUAUAAAUACUAUAAAUUGUAAAAAUAGUAGCAAUGAAAAAAAAAAUGAUAUAUACGAUAACAUAAAAAAAAGAAAUAACAGUAAGAACAGAAAUAUUAUAAAAAAUUACAACAAUAAUAAAAAUAAAAAUGAUAUAGAUAAAGUUAACAAUAAUGUUACUAAAAAAAUUACUGUUCAUAAUGUUGAAAACGUAAACAACGAUGAUAAUAAAAAUUUUAAUAGUGAUAGUAGUAAAAAUAUUAAUAAUGAUAAUAUUAAAAAUUUAAAUAAUGAAAAUAAUAAAAUUACAAAAAACGACAAUAGUGAAAGUAUUAUUAGUAUUAGCACGGAAGAGGUCAGUGCUAAUAUUAUUGAAAAUGAAGAGAUAAGUAAUAGUUAUAGUGAAAAAAUAAAUAAUGAUAAAAAUGAAGAUAUGAAUAACAAUAGUAAUGAAAAUGUUCACAAUGAUAAUAUAAAAAAUAUGAGUACAAACAACUUAAAAGAGAUUAAUAAUAACAAUAUUUCAAAUGAGAAAGAAUGUACAUAUAUGAACAAGAAUGAGGAACAUAUUACAUUAGAAAAAUCUUUAAAAAAUGAAAUGACAGAUGAAAUAUAUAAUUUUUCAACAAAUGACCAAAUAGAUAAGACUAAAAAUUAUAAAAAAUAUGAUUUAACAUAUGAAAAUGAAGAAAAAUGUAAAAGUAAUCAAAAAGAUACUCACACCAUUAUUAAUUAUGAAACGGAAAUAGAGGCGAAAAUGGAAAUAGAAAUAAAAAAAAGUUUAGAAGAAAUAAUUAGCAGUUAUAUUAAUAAUGAUAUUAUUAAUCAGGAUACUGAAUUAAAUAAUAUAGACCAAAUAAAUAUAGAAGAAAAAAAUGAUAAAGAAAAGGAUAUACAAAUAAACGGAGAUAGAGAAAUAAUUUUAAAUAAUUCCUUUUCUUUAAAUACUCAUGAACAGAGUAAUUUAGAUGGGAAUUCUAAAGUAGAGUCCAUUAGUAAUUUUUUUCAUUCAUUUAAAAAACUAAAUAGCGAAUAUAUUAACAUAGAAUCAAAAAAAAAGAAGAAAAAGAAGAAUGUUAAGAAAAAAAAGCAUCAAAGAGAAGUAGAAAAUAUAGUUAGAAAAGUAGAAACUAAUGGAAAUUGUAAUAACAAUUUUAAAACAUCUUCGGAUAUAUAUAAUUUUUAUUUUCUUCUUCAAAGCCAAAUAUUGGAUGAGUUUAAAAAAGGAUACUUAAAAAAAAUGAAAAAAAUAUUUAAUAAAAAAUGCAAAAAAAUUGAAAAAGAUAUUUCUGAAAAUCUAAAAACAAUAGUAAAUAUUUUCAAUAAUGUAGAUCAUAUCAAUGAUGCUCAUAUACAUAUAUGCAAAAAAAAAAAAGAAAAUAGCCAAGAAAACAAUUUUAAGAAUGAAAUCAAAGUGAAUUGCAAAGACAAAAAAUUAAGAAACAAUAAAGCAAAAACUCAAAUAAUUAAUGAUAAAAAUAGUUGCAUUAGCAGCAUUGAUAAUAAUUAUAUGUACAUUAAUGAACCUAAAAGUGAGAAUGAUAAUAAUCAGUACUGUGAUAGUAAAUAUAAUCAUAAUGAUUUCAUUGAGAAUAAUGCGAUUACUUAUAUUAAUAAUAGUUGUGAUACCUUGGAUAAUAUUUACAAAAAUGAUUGUAAUAUUAAAAAUAGUGAUACAGAGUAUAUUAAAUGGAAAAGAAUACAUAAAAAACAACAAAAUGAAGAAAUACAUAUCACGAAUAUACUUGAUACAAUUAAAAAGAAUAUUUAUAAAAAACAGAGUUCCCUUAAUUCAAAAAAAGAUGAUGAAAAUAAAAACGGUGAAGUAAAAUUGAAUAUUUUACGUAGUAAUAGUUUGAUUGAUUUAAAACAAAAUUCUAUAUUUAAAAACUUAAAUUACCCAAAAUUUUGCAAUUCUAUAAAAAAUGACAUAUACAACAAAAUUAAUGCGUUAAAAUAUUUAAACAUUAUUAAACAAAAAAGUGUUAGUGAUAUUAUCCUUAAAAAGAUAAAUGCUAUUGGAAGCCAACACAGAAAAUGGAAUAAAAAAAUAAAUGAUAAAAAUUAUGUAAAGGAAUUCAUUCAACAUAUAAAAAAAAAAAAUAUUGAUAAGAUGAAAUUAUAUAAUUCUGUAAAAGAAAUAAAAAAAUCAUUAAAUAAAAUAAUAAAAACCGAAAGAAAGAAAAAAAGAAAAAAGGUAAAAAAUUUAUUUAGAAAGUUAGAAUUAUAUAAAAAAAAAGAUAUAAUAAAAAUAAGUAAACUAAAAAUUAAUAAAAAAAUCCAUUAUAUUAAUUCAUAUAAUAAUAUUUAUUAUAAAUUUAAAAAACAAUUAAGUGAAAGCAAAUUAAGUGAUGUUAUUUUUUCUAAGUUUAUUAAAAGUUUAAAUAAUGUUAAGAAAAAUGAAAUAAUUAAUAAUACUAAGUAUCAUUUAAAUGAAAAGAUUAAAAAUGAAAUAAAUAGUAAUAUAAAAAAAGCUCCUGUAUAUAUCUACAGAAUAAAACAUCAAAAUAAAUAUAAGCCAAUAAAAAAUUUUAAAUAUUCUUUUUUAUUUAUAAAAAAACCAAUUUAUCAUCCUUUAAUAAGAUAUAAAUUUAUUCCAUAUUAUUAUUAUGAUUACCGAAGUAGAAACAAAGGAUAUAUUUUGAAUAGUCCAUUGGAUAUUAAUAAAAUACGUAAGUUGAAUUAUAAUAAAGAAAAAAAUGAGAAUUUCAUUAGUAACUACACGAGUAAUAAUAACUAUAACAUGAAUUAUGAUAAUAACAAUAAUAACAUCACUAAUUUUAUGAACAAUAAAAUUAGUUUCAUAAGUAAGGGAUUUGAUAAUAAAAAUAUUUCCAAUAAUAUUAAUGAUUAUUAUAUUAGUUUAGAUAAAGCAUAUACUACCCAGAACAAUUAUCAUAGUAAUUUCAAUAAUACAUAUAGAACUUUAAGUGAUAAUGAAGAUAUUUGUGUUAAUAAAAAAUACGAUUGGAGGCACUUAGGCAGAAGAAUUUAUGCAAAAGGGAAAAUAUAUAUAAAUAGGAAUAACCAUAUAAUAAAUAAAUAUAAUAAACAAUAUAAAUACCAAAUAAUAAGUAUAAAUAAUAAGAUGAGAAAUAUUCGUUAUAACUUUUUUAUUUAUGAUAUAUUUAAAAAAAUUUUCAAAUUAAGUAAAAAUGUGAAUCAUAAAAGAAGAAAUUUAGUAGAAAUCUCAAAUAUGAGAUAUAAUGAUAAUAGCAAUGAAAAAAAUAAAUAUGAAAUAUUAAACAAUUUCGAUAUUCAAAAAAAAAUAGAAAAUAAUAACACUUCUUUAAUAAACUAUAGUUUAAAUAAUAAUAUUGAAAAAAUGAAAUAUUUAUAUGUUAAGAAUACAAAUAAUUUAUAUUUUUUUGAAAUAGUGCAAAACAAAAAAAAUGAAAUUAAUAAUGAAAAUAAUAUAAAUGAUAUAAAAAGUUAUGAUAAUAUAUCUACUUUUUACUUAAAUAAAAAUUUAUAUAAAGACACUAUUUUAAAAAAAAAAGAUAAUUUUUUUGACACAAUUAAUUACAAUAUAAAAAAUAUUCCAAAAGAUAACAGGAAUAAUAUCGAAUUACAACUUAAUAAUUAUUAUAAAAUAAACGAAGAAAUGUUACCAAACUCAAAUAACUUGAGUAUGCAUAAAACUUGUUCAAAAAAUUGUAUUUUAAAAAAUACAUAUGGUGCAUAUAAUAAUAUGAAUAAUUUAUAUAAUACAACAAUAAAUCAUAUUAAUAAAAACAAUUUAACAAAAUGCCAUCUUAAAGUAAAAAAGAUUUAUUUUAAUAAUACAAAUGAAACAAGCCAAAUAAAAGAUAGUAAUUUAAAAAAUACUUCAUUGCAAAACACACUAAAAGAUAAUUAUUUUUACGAUAUAAAUAAUACUAAUUUAACAAAUGUAACACUAAAAAAUAAGAACAUUGAAAGCUUUCAGAUUUGUUCAAUUAAUUCUUUAAAAAAUGAACAUAUUAAAAAUACAAAUUAUAAGCAUCAUAUAGAAAAUAUAUGUAUCUAUAAAGAUUUUUAG
Plasmodium relictum is the source of this 5742-nucleotide messenger RNA. Its product is annotated as conserved Plasmodium protein, unknown function. The record is from RefSeq and is a predicted model, not a curated record. The transcript has a single exon. Lineage: Eukaryota; Apicomplexa; Aconoidasida; Haemosporida; Plasmodiidae. The coding region runs from base 1 to 5742 and encodes 1913 amino acids.